CCGCGGCCGGACGUAAACACGCAAAAGCAGAGCGAAGCAACCCGAGCAUCUGGAUGGUCGCUCAAAUCCUGCUCUUAGCCUGUCUCUUUGACGCCUAACUAACCUGUGAUCUUUUAUUUGUAUUUCUUUCCAACUUCAGCUACAGUGUUAGCUAAGUUUGGAGAGGAGGAAAGGGAGAAAUAGCGUGUUUUGUUUCGUUUUUUCUUGCGUUGCCGCCUGCCGUAUCGGGUCUUCGCAGCGCUAGCCGGAGUCAACCCCCUUCUAUUACAAAAGAGGAGAGAUAACCCAGAAAGAAGAAAACUCACUAUUAACCUAGAUAUUUUUGUCUUAGGGAUCUAAAAUGGAUAACGCAGGACCAAAGAAGACUUUCUGUGAAGCUGUCCAGGACUUCUUUACCUCAGCCAAAUUCCUAAUUUACAUGGGGCAUGCGCUGUCAACAUGGGGUGACCGCAUGUGGAACUUUGCCGUUGCUGUCUUUUUGGUGGAGUUGUAUGGAAACAGCUUGUUGCUCACAGCAGUCUAUGGGCUCGUGGUGGCCGGCUCUGUCCUGCUUUUAGGGGCCAUUAUUGGGGACUGGGUCGACAGAAAUCCAAGACUUAAAGUGGCCCAGACUUCUCUGAUUGUCCAGAACAGUUGUGUGAUCGUGUGUGGGGUCCUCCUCAUGGUCGUGUUUCACUUCAAAGAGCAGCUCGCCGUCAUGUACAAUGGAUGGAUUCUGACCACCUGCUACAUCCUGGUCAUCACCAUCGCUAACAUCGCUAACCUUGCUAGCACAGCCAUGUCCAUCACCAUUCAGAGGGACUGGGUGGUGGUAGUGGCAGGGCAGGACAGCAGCAAAUUAGCAGACAUGAAUGCAACCGUACGCAUCAUCGAUCAGCUGACCAAUAUCCUGGCUCCGAUGCUGGUGGGGCAGGUGAUGGCGUAUGGGUCGCACUUCAUCGGCUGUGGGUUCAUCUCGGGGUGGAACCUGGUGUCCAUGUGUGUGGAGUACUCUCUCCUCUGGAAAGUCUAUCAGAAAACUCCUGCACUCGCAAUCAAGGCCGGACAGAAAGACCCACAACAGCAGGAACUCAAGGACCUCAGCCCUGUCAGAGAGCUGGAGAACGGUCAGAGCCCAGAAGAGUCCUCUCAGCCGCUCAUGACUGAUUCCGUGGCAACCAAUCCCGAAUCUCCACAGAAAAACGGCUGCUGUUACCAGGUUUCCGAGCCUCUCCGAACCCUUAAAUCCGGCUGGAUCUCCUACUACAACCAAAACAUCUUCUUCGCCGGCAUGUCCCUGGCCUUCCUUUACAUGACCGUCCUCGGGUUUGACUGUAUCACCACAGGAUACGCCUACACGCAGGGCUUAAAUGGCUCUGUGCUGAGUUUGCUGAUGGGCGCUUCUGCAAUAUCAGGAAUCUGUGGUACCGUGGCAUUCACCUGGAUUCGGAAAAAGUGCGGUUUGAUCCGUACCGGGUUCAUUUCGGGCGUGGCUCAAUUGUCCUGCCUUGUGCUGUGUGUGGUGUCGGUAUUUGCACCUGGGAGUCCAUUCGAUCUGACAGUUUCACCAUUUGAAGAUCUCUACACACAUCUGGUGGGGGAGAAGGCAUUGCCUGAAGCCGAUCACAGUUUGACAGGCAUGGUGAGCAGAGUGAAUGCUACUGCCAUGACGACAGCUGCGAGUAUGACCACGACUGCAGAGGAAGUGCCCCCCCUGCAGUCCUACUUGUCUGUGAGCCUGCUGUUCGCUGGAGUCAUUGCUGCUAGAAUGGGCCUGUGGUCCUUCGACUUAACAGUGACUCAGCUUAUCCAGGAAAACGUGGUGGAAUCAGAACGUGGCGUUAUCAACGGUGUUCAAAACUCCAUGAACUACCUUCUGGACCUUCUUCACUUCAUCAUGGUGAUUUUAGCCCCCAACCCUGAAGCCUUCGGCCUCCUUGUCAUCAUCUCCGUCUCCUUCGUAGCGAUGGGUCACAUGAUGUACUUCCGGUUUGCAUUUAAAAGUCUUGGUAGUCGCCUGUUCCUCUGUUGUUCGCCUGAGCAGAAAGUUGAAAAUGUGGAAAAUCCGUCCUCGCUAACUGCUGCCACUGUCUAAAAUUAAAAGAGACUCAAUUCUAGUUACAUUGUUUUUAUAUACCUAUUUCUUCAAGCUUUGCUAACUUCGCUAUUGCAACUAACAGCCUGCAUUGUUGUAGGGUAGAUACGUAACUUAAACUAUUCACUUUAUGUAAAACAAUUAGCAUUGUUUUUAACUGUCCCUGAGUUUCAGAAAGAUGAAAUGUUAGGACCUUUUCCACAAUUUACAAUUCAAGACAAAAUAUUACAUCUUAUAAAUGGUCAACCGUCCAGAAAAUGGCACCAUAUAACAGGAAGCUGGAACUCAUGAAUACCGUGGCCAGUCAUUAUUUUCAUGAGUUAGAGAGGGAUGAAGCAAUAUGUUACUUACUACUAGCUUGAUUUUCUUGGCCUUUUAGUUUAGCAGCUUUGUAGAAAACAUGCAAAUAUCCCUGCCUUCCAAUUUGGUUAUAAAAUCAGGCUUAAGACACGACAUGCACCCUACACCUAGCUAACAAAAAUAUUCAUGGGUCACUUUCAGCAUAUGAAACAUUUUCAGGACUGUUUCCCUUUCAAAAGAUUUUGAUUUAAAUUAUUAAUCACUAUGACCAUGGUCCUAAUCUUCAUCAUUGUGAAACUCACGAAUAGUUACAGUAGGUGCUUCAGCUUGGUAGAGUAGUUUUUAUUUCUAGAUAGCACCAACCAAGUUUAACAAUUUAAACCUAGAUUAGUACUAAUUUCCAUUUAGUUUAAAUCACGAUUACAGUUAUUGCUGACAUAAUCAAUGUCAGUAGGACUAAACACCUAAACUCCACCCACAACCACAUUUCAAGCUGCUAAAUGGUUACUUGGAAACCCAGAAGGAUCUCACUUUCUGUAUUUGUUAUACAGAUCCAUAUGCAUACCAGCCACUGGUACAGUGAUGAGUCAGGAUUUUUCCAGGUAAGAUAAAUGGAACAGUACCUGGAGGACUAAAGGAGAGAGUGGUGGGGGGUAGGGUGUAAUCAGGACAGGCUUUUGUGAUGUCACCAACUACUGGAAAUUGUAGGCCACUGAAGGCAACACACACUCAGAUUUGGGUGUUUUCUGCCAGAAAUCUACAAAUGUGCCUAGUUUGAACUAAAGUUGUUCAAGGGUCUAAAAAACACCAUAUACAUCAUAUACUUUAUAUGCAAAUUCAUACACAGUAUAUGAAUUUCACUUGUCUAAUCUACUAAAGGUUAACAUUAGACAAAACUAAUUAAAACAAAUAAUCGUAAUUAUUUUAGAAUCAAGCAACCCUCAUGUUAAUCCAUACAGUUUUAGUUUAAACUUUGCUCAUUUUAAAGUGCAUAUGACAGGUUUUCAUGUUUUUCUAAUUAUUACAUGGUUUGGUGGAGUAGUGGGUAAAUAUUUAUCAUUGUUUAAUUAGCAAUAAUUUGAUCUUAAAAUUAAUUCUUGUUGGUGCUAUCUACACUCUUACUCAUACAUAAGUGCUUUUCUGUAUUGUUGCUUCUGUGGCUUGCUGUGCUUUGCUUUCACAUAACUUUAACAGUCACUUACAGUGGUAGCGGUUCUCAUAUAUUUAACUAGGAUUUAGUCUCUCCAAACUGCACAUAAAUAAGACAGUUGUAUUUAUUCAGGUGAUGUUAGAAAGUAUGUUUUUGUUAUUGUUCAGUAUUGUGUGUGAGUGCUUGGACCAUACUAUGCACCGUUACCAAAGUUUAAAAGUCCAUAUGUGUGGCAUUCAAAGGGCGAGAGGGAAACUAAGCAUUCCAAAUGUAUAUUUUUAAAAACAUCAGGUGACAGGAAUGAGUAGUGUUCAUGCGGUUCUGGUCUUGGAAAAAUCGGGAAGUUUGUUUUUUGGAGUUGAGAAACUGGGAAAAAAAAACACACACACACACACCAAAACGUUACACUGAUUUAUGUCUUUAACUACAAAUACAGAACUCUUAAAAGGUGCAAUAUGUAACUUUUCUGAUAAGGGAUCUAUUUGUCUGGAAGGUUCCGCAGUAUAGCAUUAAACUUAUGUUCAUGGAGAUGAGAGGUGAUGCCACUAGGCCAAGUUACAGGUUAGUUCUCAGGAGUGGUGAGUCCACUCACUGUAAGACUCCAUGCUUUUGGCAAUUGACCCCCCCACACACCAGAAAUGUUACAUAGUGCUCCUUUAAUAGAGGCUUUGAACAAAAAAAAACAUGCCUUGUGGUCCUAUCUUUCAUUGGACCCUCUCUUAAAAAUGUAACUACAUUGUUUAAGUGCAGUUAGUAUUUUUGUAUCAACUUAAUUUUAUAUUAUAAUUUGGGAAGAAACAACUUCUCAACUCGGAAAAAAACACUUUUAAAAGACCAAAUGAACAUCAUAUUUUCACAGAAGGUGUUUUAUACCAGUUAUAUUUAUCUAUUUUACUACAUACCGACAUAAUACUGCUUAUAAUGUACCUUACUCUUAGUUUACUGUGAUCUCUUUGACCUUUGAUUUCAAUGUUUGGAGUGAUUUUCAGACGUGAUUGUUACACAGGCACUUUAAGUAAUUGUUGAUCAGUACUUUUGCACAAUCCUGGCUUGCUCCUUUAUCCCAGUAGCACAAACUUGAUCUUGAUAUAGACUUAUUUAAUUUUGAGAGGGGUUGGUUAAAAAGGCACAUAUUUUAACCUACAAAAUGUAUUGUAAUGUUUAUUGAAAGAUUGUGCAUGUUUUCUGGAAAGGUUGGUCUCUUAAUUGUUACUUCAAGCAUUUAGCAGUUAGCAACAUGUGUGUAAUUGCACUUAGGUUAAUCAUUGUGACUUUACUUUUGAAUUUCUGUAUUGAUUCUUAAAGAGGGGGUAUUAUGCUAAAUCAACUUUUUGGAGCUUUCUGCUGCUAGCUUUCUUUCUGUUAUAACGUUGUUCCUUCAUCAAAAACAUAACCAAUUCAACUUGUCAUUUUCGGUGAAUAUAGCAUUUUCAAACCAACAAAAGGUAACCAUGGUGAUCUAAAUAUGUUGUGUGUUAACAGUUAAUACCUCCCCUUUAAUGCUUGCUGAAGAAAAUGGCAAUAUUCAAAUCAAAGCAUGCAAUUACAAAGAUUAUGCAGCUUAUAAAUGUCAAUAGUACUUAAGGGUGGGCCAUAUAAAAACACACUCUAACUCACAAUACUCGCAAAACUUGUCAGAAUAUUCACAGUUGGAUAUUUUGCCAGAUUGUUCAACUCUACAUACAUUUUUAACUUAAAGGCAAUGUUAAAAAUAUAUGUUUAUGAGUUGUCCUAAAAAACUUUAAUUGGAAUCUAGCGUUUUUUCUUAAAAAAAAAAAAAAAAAAAUCUAUAUCUGUAGUUUCUGUUGCUAUAUCGCCCACCCUAAAUUCAACCCAGCUUCCAUUAUAAAGCAAUACCAGCCAGAAUAAGUAUCUCCUGUACUGUAAUCCAUAGCUUCUUGGUAUAUCUUUUUCUCAGUACUUUUCAAGGCCUUAUUUUAUAACAUGCCUUCACAGCUGUCCAACGCACACGUGACCAAGUUCAAAGGUUACAACAGUUUUGUGAAAAAAAAUAAAAAUCCAUAGACAUAUAAGCCAUACUUAUUUUGAAAAUCCAAGAAUAACAAAGCACUAUAAUAUACUUCUAUCUAUGUAAUUCCUUCAUAAUGAGCAAUAUAAAACAAGUCAUUUUAAACUAGCAAUCAAUACUACAUCUACUACUACUAUAUCCUCACUUACUAUACUAAAUCAAAGUUAUAAUGGACAGUUCCAGCUUUUAAAAGUUGGUCAUUCAGGAAACAAUAUUUUUUGUAAAUACUUAAAAGUGUCUGUCAAUAGAAAAUGUUAAACUAUAUUGUAUGUUUGUAUUUGUGUUUUUUUUUUAUAUAUUUACAAAAUUUGAGUUUGGAGCGAUUCCAGUCUGAGUGCAUCAUAUGUACCUGCUUUAAUCUGUGUAUUUCAGUGUUAUUAUGUUUAUUUUACUACGGUGAACAAAAGAAAUCAAUGACACAAAAUCAUAUCUGUAGUAAUCGCACUCCACUUUUAUUGUAUGAUGCCGUUGGUACUGCUUGUAACGCAUGAAGUCUUGAAUAAAACAGAAAUGUAUUCAGAA
Messenger RNA from Boleophthalmus pectinirostris (great blue-spotted mudskipper), 6075 nucleotides. RefSeq names its product solute carrier family 40 member 1 (gene slc40a1). NCBI's taxonomy places the organism in Eukaryota, Metazoa, Chordata, Actinopteri, Gobiiformes, Gobiidae. The coding region runs from base 341 to 2074 and encodes 577 amino acids. Gene Ontology annotation, cellular component: basolateral plasma membrane. Gene Ontology annotation, molecular function: peptide hormone binding; iron ion transmembrane transporter activity. The transcript has 8 exons. The record is from RefSeq and is a predicted model, not a curated record. Gene Ontology annotation, biological process: iron ion transmembrane transport.